AUGGCUGAUAAACAGAUCAGUUUACCUGCCAAGCUGAUCAAUGGAGGGAUAGCUGGGCUGAUUGGAGUCACCUGUGUGUUUCCCAUUGACCUGGCAAAAACUCGCCUGCAGAACCAGCAGAAUGGCCAGCGGAUGUACACCAGCAUGUCUGACUGCCUCAUUAAAACAAUUCGGUCGGAAGGCUACUUUGGCAUGUACAGAGGGGCUGCAGUGAACCUGACUCUAGUGACACCAGAAAAGGCUAUCAAACUGGCAGCCAAUGACUUCUUCCGGCAUCACCUCUCCAAAGAUGGGAAAAAGCUGACACUGCUGAGGGAGAUGCUGGCGGGCUGCGGUGCAGGUACCUGUCAGGUGAUUGUCACCACUCCCAUGGAGAUGCUCAAAAUCCAGCUGCAGGAUGCGGGGCGAAUUGCGGCACAGAAGAAGCUGAUGGCAGCGCAGGCUCAGCUCUCCUCUGCAGCGGGGGCAGCGGAGCCAGCAGUGGAAACGCGCACCACAGCAAUGCAGAUAACAAGGGAGCUGCUGCGGAGCAAAGGCAUCGCGGGACUCUACAAAGGCCUGGGAGCCACGCUGCUAAGGGAUGUCCCGUUCUCCAUCGUUUACUUCCCACUGUUUGCAAACCUGAACAAGCUGGGCCAGAAAGACCCCAAUGUCAAGGCUCCGUUCUACGUGUCCUUCCUCUCCGGGUGUGUGGCUGGCAGUACGGCUGCAGUGGCUGUCAACCCUUGUGAUGUGAUCAAAACACGGCUGCAGUCCUUGCAGAGAGGAGUGAACGAGGACACCUACUCGGGAAUCCUGGACUGCACCAAGUAA
This is a messenger RNA of Pelecanus crispus (Dalmatian pelican), 813 nucleotides long. Lineage: Eukaryota; Metazoa; Chordata; Aves; Pelecaniformes; Pelecanidae. The record is from RefSeq and is a predicted model, not a curated record.